Oryctolagus cuniculus (rabbit) is the source of this 1849-nucleotide messenger RNA. RefSeq names its product 3-oxoacyl-ACP synthase, mitochondrial (gene OXSM). Gene Ontology annotation, biological process: fatty acid biosynthetic process. The record is from RefSeq and is a predicted model, not a curated record. Gene Ontology annotation, cellular component: mitochondrion. Gene Ontology annotation, molecular function: 3-oxoacyl-[acyl-carrier-protein] synthase activity. Lineage: Eukaryota; Metazoa; Chordata; Mammalia; Lagomorpha; Leporidae.
CUGCGGCUUCCCUCUUCCGCUUGGUCCUCCCCCUCCGCGGCCGGGUCGGAUCUCGGGAAGGGCGCCGGGGGCUUCUGUUCCUGUGGCCUCGCCGUCUGCGGGGCGUGUGUGGCGGUGCGGGGCGGGCGACGCCCGCUGAUGCCCGCGUCGGGCCCCGGCGGCGAUCACCUGGGCUCCUCCCGCCGGUGACCCGCUUGGCCGCAGAGCCGAUGGUCAGCCGAUGGUCAGCCUCAGUCCUGAGCGGCUUUCGAAAAGGCGGGGUGGUUCCCAGGGCUUGAAGACAGACCAUGGCCGCGAACGCCGCCUCACGGAGUAGGCCCUGGGGAUGUGUUUCUGAUCCUCUGAAUAUCAGCCAUGCUGUCAGACUGCUUGCAAAACUUCCUGAAGCUUCCAAGCCCUCGCCUUCUGUAUUCAAGAUCAUGCCAGUGGGUCAGAAGCAAAAGGAGGUUUUUUGGAACUGUGCCGACACCCAGGUUGCCAAGGCGGGUUGUCGUGACAGGCAUUGGCUUGGUGACCCCUCUGGGUGUUGGAACUCAGCUGGUGUGGGACCGGCUUCUCCGAGGAGAGAGUGGAAUUGUUUCGCUGGCUGGUGAGGAGUAUAAGAGUAUCCCUUGCAGUGUCGCUGCUUUUGUGCCAAGAGGUUGUGAUGAAGGCGAGUUCAAUGAGGAGACCUUUGUGUCCAAAUCAGACAUGAAGGCCAUGUCUUCUCCCACUGUCAUGGCCAUUGGGGCAGCAGAGUUAGCCUUGAGAGAUUCCGACUGGCAGCCUCAGUCGGAAGCUGACCGAGUGGCUACGGGUGUUGCCAUUGGAAUGGGAAUGGUUCCUCUUGAAGUUGUUUCUGAAACAGCUUUGAUGUUCCAGACAAAAGGUUACAAUAAAGUCAGCCCAUUUUUUGUCCCUAAGAUUUUGAUCAACAUGGCAGCAGGCCAGGUCAGCAUUCGAUAUAAACUCAAGGGCCCCAAUCAUGCAGUAUCUACAGCCUGUACCACGGGAGCUCAUGCCAUAGGUGACUCUUAUAGAUUGAUAGCCCAUGGUGAUGCCGAUGUGAUGGUGGCUGGAGGUACAGAUUCCUGCAUUAGCCCAUUAUCUCUUGCUGGGUUUGCCAGAGCUCGGGCUCUGAGCACAAACACAGAUCCUAAGUUGGCGUGUCGACCGUUUCAUCCAAAGAGAGAUGGUUUUGUAAUGGGAGAAGGUGCCGCUGUGUUGGUGCUGGAAGAACAUGGUCAUGCCGUUCAAAGAGGGGCCCGGAUCUAUGCGGAAGUUCUGGGCUAUGGACUCUCAGGUGAUGCUGGUCACAUAACUGCACCUGAUCCUGAGGGAGAAGGUGCCUUAAGAUGUAUGACUGCUGCUGUAAAAGAUGCAGGUGUGCAACCUGAAGAAAUAUCCUAUGUCAACGCACAUGCUACUUCCACCCCUUUGGGAGAUGCUGCUGAAAACAAAGCUAUCAAGCAUCUUUUCAAAGGCCAUGCGUACAACCUUGCAGUUUCCUCAACCAAGGGAGCCACAGGACAUCUGCUGGGAGCUGCAGGGGCGGUUGAAGCAGCUUUCACCACACUAGCUUGUUAUUAUCGAAAACUACCACCUACUUUAAACCUGGAUUGUACAGAACCAGAAUUUGAUCUUAAUUAUGUUCCACUGAAGGCACAGGAAUGGAAAACUGAGAACAGACUUAUUGGACUCACCAAUUCCUUUGGUUUUGGUGGUACUAAUGCAACGCUUUGUAUUGCUGGCAUGUAGGACAAAUCAUUUGUAAUUAAACAUUGAUUUUUAAAAAAAUGCUGUAAGAGAAGAAAUAAUAUGUAUAUAUGUAUGUGUUUUUGUAUCAAUAACCAGAUACCCCUUUUUGGUA